Molecule: messenger RNA, 1840 nt
Organism: Corvus hawaiiensis (hawaiian crow)
Lineage: Eukaryota; Metazoa; Chordata; Aves; Passeriformes; Corvidae
Product: RNA-binding protein 4B-like
Biological process (GO): mRNA splicing, via spliceosome
Cellular component (GO): nuclear speck
Molecular function (GO): mRNA binding; zinc ion binding
Source: RefSeq, a predicted model, not a curated record
CAUGAACCCCACCAGGGCCGAGUUCCCCAGGACCACCCCCACCCUGGGACCCCCAAACCCCCCUCACCCAGCAGCCAGACCCCCUCCGGCCUGCUGCCCUCCAUGAGCCGCGCCAGGGCCGAGUUCUCGAGGACGGCGGCGUUGGGGCACGACCCCGGGAACUUGGCCACGACGUUGGUGAUGGCUCCGUGGCGGUCGCACACCACCUGCAUGUUGAUGGAGUGGAAGUUGGCGGCGUUGCGGAACAUGGGCUCGUUGUCGGCCGGCGCCCGCAGCGCCACGUGCAUGGCGCCCACCAAGCCCAGCACCCCGGGCAGCGCCGGGGGGUCGCCGGGGGGCGCGGGCGGCGGCGGAAAGGCGAUGUACCGGGGCGCCCGCCGCUGCAGCGCCGCCAGGAACUGCGCCAGGCAGUUGGACAUGGCCGACUGGCUGAUGCCCGUGCUGAGGCGCGACGCGGUCUGGAAGGAGCCCGAGGCCAGGAAGGCUAAAGCCGAGGUGACUUUGACGGCCACGGGCAGCGCGUGGCUGCGGCCAGUGAGGCUCUGCAGGUCGGCGCCGAGCUCCCGGCACAGAGCGGCGAUGGCCGCCCGGUCCAGGCGGCAGCGCCGCAGCGCCUGCUCGUCGCUCAGCUCCAGGAAGGAGCAGCGCACCCGGCGGGUCGCGAUGGUGAAGCUGUUCAUCGGGAACCUGCCGCGGGAGGCGACGGAGCAGGAGAUCCGCUCGCUGUUCGAGCAGUACGGGAAGGUGCUGGAGUGCGACAUCAUCAAGAACUACGGCUUCGUGCACAUCGAGGACAAGACGGCGGCCGAGGACGCCAUCCGCAACCUGCACCACCACAAGCUGCACGGCGUCUGCAUCAACGUGGAGGCCAGCAAGAACAAGAGCAAGGCCUCCACCAAGCUGCACGUGGGCAACAUCAGCCCCGCCUGCACCAACCUGGAGCUGCGCGCCAAGUUCGAGGAGUACGGCCCCGUCAUCGAGUGCGACAUCGUCAAGGACUACGCCUUCGUGCACAUGGAGCGGGCCGAGGACGCCGUGGAGGCCAUCCGGGGGCUGGACAACACCGAGUUCCAAGGCAAGCGGAUGCGCGUGCAGCUGUCCACCAGCCGGCUGCGGACGGCGCCCGGGAUGGGAGACAAGAGCGGCUGCUACCGCUGCGGGAAGGAGGGGCACUGGUCUAAGGAGUGCCCGGUCGAUCGCCCGGGGCAAGUGGCGGACUUUGCCGAGGCCUAUAAUGAGCAGUACGGAGCCGUGCGCACUCCCUACACCGCGGGCUAUGGGGAGACCGUGUAUUACGAUGAGGCCUACGGCGGGAUGGCCGACUACUACAAGCGCUACCGCGUCCGCUCCUACGCCACGGCCUCGGCGUACGACGCCUACGCGGAGCAGACCAUGGCCCAGUACUCCCAGUACGCCCAGUACUCCCAGGUCCAGUCCUCGGCCAUGGCCGCCACCACGGCCAUGGCCGGCCGCAUCCCCACCACCUUAGACGCGUACGACCGAGCGCUGCUGCCCACCCCGGGCGCGGCGGCCGCCGUCGCCGCCGCCGCCGCCACCGCCGCGGCCGCCGCCGCGUCCUCCACGUAUUACACCCGGGACAGGAGCCCCCUGCGCCGCACGGCCGCCGCGGCCAGCACCGUCGGAGAGGCGUACACGUACGAGCGUGGGCAGCUGUCGCCCGUCUCCUCGGUGGCCCGGGCGUCCCUCUACGACAUGCAGCGCUUCGAGCGGGAUCCCUACGGGGAGCGGGCGCGCUAUUCCGCCUUCUGAGGAUCGCCGCGGACCCCCCGGGACUUGCCGCCGUUGCCGUGGCCCCGCAGCCCCCCGGACGCCGCCGCCG